Messenger RNA from Solanum verrucosum, 923 nucleotides. Its product is annotated as protein AE7-like 1. Gene Ontology annotation, biological process: iron-sulfur cluster assembly. The coding region runs from base 24 to 503 and encodes 159 amino acids. The transcript has 6 exons. Lineage: Eukaryota; Viridiplantae; Streptophyta; Magnoliopsida; Solanales; Solanaceae. The record is from RefSeq and is a predicted model, not a curated record.
UAUUUAGAGAAAAAUUAGGCGAGAUGACUUUGGGACUGAUCAAUGCAAAUCCAGUGGUUCACGCUAAGAAGGAACGAAUCGCUCGUGUUGAUGAUCUUCCUCACGCCGAUGACGCUGUUGAUCCUCUCGAAAUUUAUGAUUUUGUGAGGGAUAUAAGAGAUCCGGAGCAUCCAUAUUCUUUAGAGCAGCUGAGUGUACUCUCCGAGGAGUCCAUAACUGUUGACGAGAAGCUUGGGCGCAUUCUGAUAACUUUCACCCCAACCAUCCAGCACUGUACCAUGGCAACUGUCAUUGGCCUCUGUUUGAGAGAGAAGUUGAAGAAUUGCUUCCCUCCACAUUUUAAGGUGGAUAUAAAAGUGUCUCCUGGAUCUCAUGCGGAUGAAGAGUCAGUUAAUAAGCAGUUGAAUGAUAAAGAACGGGUUGCUGCUGCCAUGGAGAACCCAAAUCUUCGCCAGCUUGUAGACGAGUGUCUCUAUUCAAUACAUGUCACGACAUUAACAUGAGUUCGACAUAUGGGGCAUGCCUUGUUCUCAUCAAACCAAGGAAUAAUACAAGCAGAAUGAAACCUAUGACCGCAAGCAUUAAGUAUCGUCUUGUUCAAAUUCACUUAAGCAGAUACAACAAUCACUGUUUAUGCCUACAAUUCUUUGCUCGGACCUUGUUCCUUCUUCAUCAUCAAAAAUAUCAAUCACUACUUCGAUAGAUGAUUUUACCAUUGGACAUGGGGUUGCCUGAACUCUUUAUGUUGCCACAACACCAGCUGGCGCGAUUCGCGAGACAUAGUUUGAAUCUGGUAGUGAUUUCUUACGAAUAUAUAUCGUUGACAUUAUGAUCACAUAUAACAACAAGGCUAAGAAAAUCAGAACAAUAUAAGGAUUAAUUGACAUCAUUUUAAUAGUAUUAUUUUCGAUGUGGAUUAAAAA